Dentiscutata heterogama is the source of this 2286-nucleotide messenger RNA. Lineage: Eukaryota; Fungi; Glomeromycota; Glomeromycetes; Diversisporales; Gigasporaceae. The record is from the annotation of a GenBank genome assembly.
AUCUUUUUGGUUCCCAAAAAGAAUGGCACAUCCCGUUUGGUCAUAGACUUAAGAUCUCUCAACCGUUAUAUCCUGUAUCGGCAUUUCAAAAUGGAAAAUAUCGAAGUAGUAAAAUCACUACUUCGACCCAACAAUUAUAUGAUAUCCAUAGAUAUCAAGAAUGCAUUCUUAAAUAUUCCAAUAGCAAAUUAUUGGGUUUUACAAUCAACAACGAAAAAUCAUCGUUGGUUCCAACAAAUGCCCUAGAAUAUCUUGGUUUUCAUAUAGAUUCAAAAAAUAUGACAAUUUCCCUUCCUCGUUACAAAAUCAAAGAUACAAUACGGGAAUGUCAAUCCAUAUUAAAAAAGCAAGAAAUUCAUAUUCGAAAACUUGCAUCUAUUAUUGGAAAACUUAUAUCUACCACAAAUGCAGUAUUUCCAGCACGUUUAAGGUCUCGAGCCCUGUUACGCGACAAAAAUAUUACUUUAAAAAAAUAUGAAUGGGAUUCUAUGCUUACACUAUCAACCGAGAGCAGAGCACAAAUAACAUGGUGGAUAAACGAAUUACAGAAAUGGAACGGGAUAGCAAUAUUACAGCAACUCCCAGAAAUAACGAUUUACACAGACGCAUCCCACACUGGUUGGGGAACGGUUCUAGAAAAUUGUCUCAUUUCCGGAAAAUGGUCACCAAUAGAGCAAAAUCUUCAUAUCAAUGCCCUGGAAGCUCUAGCAGUAUUCAAAGCACUCAAACGCCUCAAGGACCCUCAGAAAAAUCAGCAAAAUAAUAGAAUCAAUAUGGGACUUCGCCUUAGAAAAAUCAAUAAGAAUACAUGCAGUUCACAUACCAGGCAAAAACAACAUACUGGCAGACUGGGAGUCAAGGCACCUCUACGACAGACACGAUUGGGAAAUUCACCCUUAUCUAUUCGAUCAAAUAAUAUCCAGACUUGGGCCAGCACAAAUCGACCUAUUUGCAAAUUCCGACAAUUCAAAACUCCCAAGGUUUUUUUCUUGGAGAAACGAACCAGGCACAGAACAGAUAGACGCAUUCACAAUGUCAUGGACAGAAAUAUUCGGCUUCAUCAACCCUCCGUUGGUCCUAAUGCACAAGGUGCUAGCGAAGAUUUUACAGGACAAAGCGAAAAUGAUAUUAGUGUUCCCCUUUUGGAAAUCUGCGCCAUGGUACCCAACUCUGGUGAAGAUCAUCAAAUCGAAACCAAUACAGAUUCCGAGUUGGGCAAUCCUUCCAGGUCAACGGUCACACAUACAUCCAAUUCGCAACCCCAAAUGGAAAGUUUACAUAGCACUUGUCUCAGGGAAUCUCUCCAGGAACAGGGAUACUCAGAACAAGUGUUUGAACUGGCUUCAAAAGCCCUUGAUCCUAUAGCAUCGUCUACUGUAUCAUCCAAUAUUCGUAUAUGGCAAAAUUGGUGUAAAGAGAAAAGUUUAAACCCAAUAAGCUGUGGAAUAAACGAAAUUACAAGUUUUUUACAUUACCAAUUAUCAAUCGGUAAAGCCUACAACACAAUAGCAGGAUACAGAACUGCCAUCAGCGAAAUUCACCAAAAAAUUGAUGGUACAAAAAUUGGGUCCCACCCUAUAAUUGUAAGAAUAAUGAAAGGAAUUUGGGCUUCGAACCCCCCUUUACCACCUUUAGAUGACGUAUCAGAUAUAGUUCCUUCAUUAGACACUAUUAUUAAAUGGGGAAAUAAUGAAAAUUUGCCUCUACUUCAACUUAACAAAAAAACCGCCUUUCUAUUAGCAAUCACCACAGGAUCUCGUCCCUCAGAUCUCUGCAGAUUAGACAUGACAUCAAUCUCCCGCUCCAGAGGAGGCAUUAACAUUAAAUGCAUUAUGCCUAAAGAAGCCAAGAUAUCAACAGCAAAAGGGGGGAACAAACGAUCAAAAAUUGUCUUUAUAGGAAAAUAUGACGAUGAACCCCUCUUAUGCCCACUUACUACACUAAACUGUUUGAAGGAAAGGAUAGAUCACCUUAAUAUUCCAACAGAAUCAAAAAAACACCUGUUCAUUAGCUCUCGUAUCCCUCAUAAGCCAGUAUCUGUUGAUACCAUUUCCAGAUGGAUAAAAGAGAUAUUACAUCUCUCAAACCCAGAUCUUACAGCUAAAGACACACGUGCUCUAUCAGCAUUCUUUGCCCAAAACGCCGGAGUUGACUUGCCAACAAUUCUGGCAUUGGGGAACUGGUCAAGUAAUGAAGUCUACCAACGCUUUUAUCAAUGUGGGAUUCGUCUCAUGCUAGAACGCAACAACCUACCAUCUACAAUCAUUAACAAAGCAAGAAAUCUGG